This is a messenger RNA of Raphanus sativus (radish), 2620 nucleotides long. RefSeq lists its product as uncharacterized. The transcript has 4 exons. The coding region runs from base 328 to 2451 and encodes 707 amino acids. The record is from RefSeq and is a predicted model, not a curated record. Lineage: Eukaryota; Viridiplantae; Streptophyta; Magnoliopsida; Brassicales; Brassicaceae.
UCGUUCGUUAGAGAGAGGGACAGAUCUGUGAAGUAGAGAUCUUCCUUUUUCACUUUUCUUCGUUGUCUCUCUCUGUCUACACGCUUGUGCUGUGUUGUGUGUGCCCACUUUCCCUCUCUCUCCUCUCUUCGCACCUUAACCUUUUCAUCUUUAAGCAGAGAAGAAGAAGAAGCUAAAAACUUCUUCCAAGUUAAUUUUAGCUUCCAAAGUUUUCAUCUUUCCAAGAUAGAACUCGCUUUCUAUUUUGGGCAUUCAUCUAAUCCAACAAGUUAAAUAAAAAACAAACUUUUUUUUAAUUUUCUCAACUACUCUGUUUUUCGUGUUUCAAUGGUGGUGAAGAUGAUGAAGUGGCGGCCAUGGCCGCCGCUGAUGACGAAGAAAUACGAGGUGAAGCUGUCCGUGAGGAGACUGGAGGGUUGGGAUCUGCCGGAGAAGGAGAGAUUGACGGUGGAGAUUCGGUGGAAAGGGCCCAAAGCGACGGCGCUGGGAUCUCUGAGGAGGUCGUCGGUGAAGAGGGACUUCACCAAGGAAGCUGUUGCUGCGGCGGAGGAAAGCGACGUCGUUUCGUGGGAAGAUGAGGGAGAGGUGUUUCAGAGCGUGUGCUCUCUCACUUGUUACAAGGAUGAUGAUACUCUGUUUUAUCCUUGGGAGAUUGCUUUCUCUGUUUUCACCAGUGAAAUGAAGCAAGGACAGAAGAAUAAAGCUCCUCUCGUUGGAACAGCAUCUUUGAAUCUUGCUGAGUACGCUCGUGUAACCGAUCAAAGAGAGUUUGAACUAAACCUUCCUCUCACCCUCUCUGCUUGUGUAGCCUCUGAGCCACAUCCCUUGCUCUGUGUAUCAUUGAGUCUGUUUGAGCUUAGAACCACACCAGAAACCUCAGACUCACAAACAGCUGUUGUCCCUGUCCCAUCUCCACCUCCACCAGCUCUUGAACCUCACCAAACCGAGAAGGAAGACGUGUCCGCAAUCAAAGCAGGUCUAAGAAAAGUCAAGAUCUUCGUUUCCACAAGGAAAGCCAAGAAGGCUUGCCACCGCGAGGCAGAAGCAGAAGAAGGAGGAGGCAGGUUCUCAAGCUUUGAAUCAUCAGAAUCACUCGACCUUUCCGAGGAAGCCUCCGACGAAUGCAAAGAAGAUCUGAUGAGCGUGAGAAAGUCUUUCUCAUACGGACCAUUGUCUUACGCAAACGGGGUUGGAAGUUCGUUGAACCGUGGCGCAAAAAUCAGCGAAGAAGACGAAGAUUGGGUUUAUUAUAGCCACAGGAAGUCUGACGUUGGAGGAGGAGGAGGAGGAGGAGGCUGCUCGGACGUUGAAGAUACUUCUUCUGGUUUGGUGUAUGAGACGUCAUCAUCACUUCUUCCUCGUCGAAGCAUAUUGCCGUGGAGGAAGAGGAAGCUGAGCUUUAGAUCGCCGAAGGCUAAAGGAGAGCCUUUGUUGAAGAAAGAUAAUGGAGAAGAAGGUGGAGAUGACAUUGAUUAUGAUAGGAGACAACUUAGCUCAGAUGAAGCUCUUGUGAGAAGCAAAACAGAUGAAGAUUCUUCAUCAGCCAAUCCUCAACAAUCUUCUUUCUUGGAGUUUGGAGACGACAGUUUCGCUAUAGGAACCUGGGAAGAGAAAGAAGUGAUAAGCAGAGACGGACACAUGAAGCUUCAGACAAGUGUCUUCCUCGCUUCCAUCGACCAGAGAAGCGAGCGUGCAGCUGGCGAGAGCGCGUGCACCGCUCUCGUAGCCGUCAUCGCGGAUUGGUUCCAGAAGAACGGUAACCUCAUGCCUAUAAAGUCUCAGUUCGAUAGUCUGAUCAGAGAAGGCUCGUUGGAGUGGAGAAACCUCUGCGAGAACGAGACGUACAUGCAGCAGUUCCCCGACAAGCAUUUUGAUCUCGACACUGUGUUACAAGCGAAGAUACGGUCUCUAACUGUUGUCCCCGGGAAGUCAUAUGUCGGUUUUUUCCAUCCGGAAGGGAUGAUCAACGAGGGAAGCAGCUUCGAGUUUCUGCAGGGAGCAAUGUCUUUCGAUAGCAUUUGGGACGAGAUUAUCAAUCUAGACGAUGAUGACGACGAGCGUGUUUAUAUCGUGAGCUGGAACGAUCACUUCUUUGUACUCAAAGUUGAAAACGAAGCUUACUAUAUCAUUGACACGCUUGGUGAGAGGCUGUACGAAGGGUGUGAUCAAGCUUACAUUUUGAAGUUCGAUGAUAAAACGGUUAUCCACAAGAAUCUUCAAGCAGAGGAGUCAGAAUCCGAACCUGAACCUGAGCCUGAGCCAGAGGUUGUGUGCAGAGGGAAGGAGUCAUGUAAAGAGUAUAUUAAGAGCUUCUUGGCGGCGAUACCGAUAAGGGAGUUGCAAGAGGAUAUCAAGAAAGGAUUAGCUUCGACUGCUCCUGUUCAUCAACGGUUACAGAUCGAGUUUCAUUACACGGAGAUGAGCACAAGCACGGAUGUCGUCGCUGUCUGAAUAGUUAAGGCAGAGAGUAUGCUAACGUUUUUUUUGAGGUUCUUGUUAGUUUUUGUAACUCAUCUCUUUAGCUUUUAAACUAACUUUGUGAAUGUAAAAGUUUAACCCUCUCUUUUAGAGCUGUGCUGAUUUCGGAAAGGUUUUUGAAAUCAAAUCUGUUUCUGGUUCA